Molecule: messenger RNA, 1485 nt
Organism: Exserohilum turcica Et28A
Lineage: Eukaryota; Fungi; Ascomycota; Dothideomycetes; Pleosporales; Pleosporaceae
Exons: 2
Coding region: 1-1485 (494 amino acids)
Source: RefSeq, a predicted model, not a curated record
AUGGCCGUCAGGUUAGACUCUUCGGGCGCGCGUGUGCCGCGCAACAUCGAGAUAGGCGAGGUGUCAAUUUGUGUUGCCGGCAUUGUAGAAGCCUUUUCCAAUGGAUUGAGCAUUUUCAAGCGACUGCGCGAAAGGAGAAGAAAACGCAGGUCCUCGCGGAAAGAGAGCGACACGCCUGAUGCCGUCAGCGCGGCUGAGCACCAGCUGUCCAAGAGCUUACGCAAAGGGCCUAGCGAGGUGGCGGAAAAGUACGCUGAAUGCUACCACAGUGGAGUAGGGCCGUGGUUCGCCAAAGGCGAUGCCAUUGCACAUGCAUCCCUUGCCGAGACGCUGAUCAAGCUCAACACCGGCCUCGUUGCCAUCAUCGCAUCCUUCCUGAACCAUGACCACAAGACGGGAAAGAGCAACCUAGACCUAGACUACAAGUCGCUGACCCACCUUUCCGAUGCUUCACGCCGCGAGGCUCUCCACAGCCUAACCCAACUCUACCAGCGCCUGUGCCAAGCACACAUCCAGCUCCAGCUCCACAAGCUGGCCGCCUCGGCCUGCCCACGCUGCGGAGCCACCAAACACCACGACUGCUCCUCACGCAGCGCCAGCCCAGACAAGGAAAAGAAAAAGCGCUCCAGCUCGUCCUCGCGCCAGCGCUCCGCAGGCCAAGUAGUCACACGCAUGCCCAUCAGGCAUGGCAGCUCCAACCACCCCCAGCUUGUCGUCAUGCGGCCCAGGCUCACUCGCAAGACUACCUCUUCAACCAACAACUCCACCGGCGUCAAGUCAUCAAACUCGUCGCGCACAACCUCGCCGCUGACAUCCCCUCAGCCAAAGAAGGCCCAGUUGGCAUCGCCCGAGCCAAAGAAGCUCCAGCCAGCACCACAAUUGCCUCUCUAUGUGCCUGUAGACCCUCUUGAGCUCGAGACCAGUGGUGUCAUCAGGGGCACGCUGGGAGGCGGGCCAAUCAAGACUGGCACUGUCAAACAACGUGUCGAUUCAUUCCAAGACCCACGUGAGCCCUGGCCUCAAGAGCACCUCCACCACACCAUCACCAAAUCCCCAUCGCCAAAGCCAAAGACAGUCUCAAGGCAUGCCCAGGAGCCCACUCCCAAGCUCCCAACCUUCUCCCCCACUCCCCGCCGUGCCCCCACCCCCAUUCCUACUCCCGCCCCCUCCCCAUCAUCCAAGCCUGCUGUUCCAUCCAAGCCAGAGUACCUGUCUCCACCACCCCUACUUGACCACGCACCCGCAACUAUCCACUUCCGACGCCGCAUGGAAAAGGCUACUCCUUCAAGCUACACGUUUGCGUCCGACAGCACUAAGAUGGGAGAGAUUCCCCAACGCAAAUGGACCAGUCCAUUUGAUUUCGAAAAGGCUGAACGGCUGAAUGCCGAGGCCGCCCUCAACGGUUACCCUAAUGCAUCCAUUGCUGCUGACAAGACCGAAAAGAGGAAGAAGCGCUUUGGCUUUAUGCGCCGUGGCGACAUGUAA